GCAGGCAGUGUAGCCAGUAUCAAGGUCGCUGCUCUAUGCCGUUUGCUACUCGAUUUCGCUGAUGUUAAGCUUAUUGUAACAACCUCGGCAAGACAUUUUAUCAACGAGGCCGACCUGCCUCCGGAAGUCAAGCCAGUUUUCGGGGACGAGGCAGAGUGGCGGCAAUGGCGCGCUGUGGGCGACCCCGUCCUUCACAUUGAGCUGCGUCGGUGGGCAGAUAUUCUGUUGGUAGCACCGCUGUCAGCUAACACUCUGGCCAAGAUGGCCAACGGGAUGGCAGACAACCUGCUCACAUGCGUCGUACGAGCCUGGGAUUUCACCAAGCCGCUCAUGGUGGCUCCCGCCAUGAACACGGCCAUGUGGGUCUCGCCCUUCACCUCCCGCCACUUGGACACGUUGACCCAACUUGGCAGUUGCAAUUGCGGCAAUAGCAACAGCAGCAGUAGCAGCUUUGUCAUCGUUGCGCCGGUCAGUAAGCGACUUGCAUGCGGCGAUGAGGGCACAGGCGCUAUGGCGGCGCCAGAGGAUAUCGCGGCGAGGUGCCGUCAAGUGCUGCUUGGAGCUGACGGGGGAGCUGGCUGA
Volvox carteri f. nagariensis is the source of this 582-nucleotide messenger RNA. RefSeq lists its product as uncharacterized. Gene Ontology annotation, cellular component: phosphopantothenoylcysteine decarboxylase complex. Gene Ontology annotation, molecular function: FMN binding; phosphopantothenoylcysteine decarboxylase activity. The transcript is spliced from 3 exons. Gene Ontology annotation, biological process: coenzyme A biosynthetic process. The record is from RefSeq and is a predicted model, not a curated record. Lineage: Eukaryota; Viridiplantae; Chlorophyta; Chlorophyceae; Chlamydomonadales; Volvocaceae. The annotation marks the transcript as partial.